Nicotiana tabacum (common tobacco) is the source of this 930-nucleotide messenger RNA. NCBI's taxonomy places the organism in Eukaryota, Viridiplantae, Streptophyta, Magnoliopsida, Solanales, Solanaceae. The record is from RefSeq and is a predicted model, not a curated record.
AUGGAACAAAGUAAUGAGAAACAACUACAAAUACAAAGGCUAUUGGAUACUAUCCAAAGGAAAGGGGAAACUAUUCAUAACCUGGAGGCACAAGUGAGUCAAUUAGUUGAAGCAUUUAAUGCUCAACAAGCUAAUAUUGUGAAUAGCAGCCAAAAAGAGCAUGCAUUAGAUGCAGAAAUUGAGGUGCUAAUAGAGGAGGAACAAACUUAUGUGGAAAAGGAUCAAAUAGGAGAAAAAUUGGUGAAAAGAGAGCUAAAGAGAAAAGUCCCAGACAACGAAGCGAGAUUCACUUUACCAGACUGGGAUCAGAGCAGAAGGAACCAGAAAAGUUCCGGACAGCGAAGCAAGUUGAUUCAAGAGCUCUCAAUUGACUGUGCCUAUUUAUUAUGUAUUGCUUGGAAAAAGUAUAGGGAGAGCAAAAAGGACUUACACAUGGUUUUCAUUGACCUUGAGAAAGCUUAUGACAAAGUCACGAGGGAGGUGCUAUGGAGAUGUUUGGAGGUUAGUGGUGUCCCGAUAGCAUACAUUAGGGUGAUUAAGGACAUGUACGAAGGUGCUAGUACUCGAGUGAGGACUGCGGGAGGAGACUCGAAAUAUUUUCCUGUGGAGAUGGGGUUGCAUCAAGGAUCAGCCCUUAGCCCGUUUUUGCUUGCCCUAGUGUUGGAUGUGCUGAUGCGACACAUACAAGGGAGGGUGCCAUGGUUAAAAGUGUGGCGACAGACACUGGAGUCCAAAGGCUUCAAGUUGAGUAGGUCGAAAACUGAAUACUUGGAGUGCAAGUUCAGUGACGAGAGGCAUGAAGAAGAAGUGGAAGUAAAGAUUGAUACUCAAGUCAUUCCCAAAAGACAUAGUCUCAAGUAUCUUGGGUCUAUAAUCCAAGGCGACCAUGAGAUUGACGAGGAUGUUAUUCAUCGCAUUGGAGCGGGUUGA